CUGCAGCAGACGCAGGCACAAGUGCAGGAGGUGGUUGAUAUAAUGUGUGUGAACGUAGACAAGGUGCUGCAGCGAGACGAGAAGCUCUCCGAGCUGGAUGACCGGGCAGACGCGCUGCAGGCCGGCGCCUCGGUGUUUGAGAGCAGCGCUGCCAAACUCAAAAGGAAGUACUGGUGGAAGAACUGCAAGAUGAUGAUCAUGAUGGGAGUGAUUGGUGCCCUUGUGGUGGUGGUGAUUGCAAGUCAGACAAUUCAGAGGGAUUCAGGGAUCAACAGCAUUGGAGGAGCGUGGUGGUGCAGGACCUGAGGAGACUCCACCAACACCCCUGAGCAUCCUGUCUGGCUGAGGAUGUUCACCUGGCCAGGUGACUCGUGCUCAUCUGAAGGACUCCCUUUCCUUUAGCUACUGACCUUGACAUUGGCAAAUUUUAUCAACAGUGGUUUUUACAGUUGUAUCUCCUGGUGCAAUUAUUAAACAGCACCGUUCUUGCAGAGAGACAGACAUUUUCAGCAGUGAUUCAUUUUGGACAAGAAGUUUUGCCUGUUAGCUGCUAAUUAAUCCCUGUAGUGCAAAUUGUGAUGUAUACAGAUGCUACUCAUUUUUUCUUAAGAAUUUACAAGUUUCUUGAUUUUUUGCACCAGUGCUUUCAUCAACCAAUUGUAUUAUUUUGUCAAAUAAUGAAGUCAGGUUUCCUUCUCACAACUUUUUUUUUUUCAAUACUGAAUUAUGAAAAUUAUUUUAAUUGUUGGAGCAUCUGUUAGCUAACUUGUAAUAACUUCACACUCUCUUACCUAUGAUUAUUACAACAGAACCAUCUAACAGUCAGGUGUCAUCUCACUUUCUGUCUCUGGACACUGGCACCUGUUUUUCCAUGACCUUGGGAUUUCUCUAGUACAUCAGGAUUUUUAAAUACCAAACUUCAUUGGGCGAGGUGCCUCCUCAGUCAAAUUCUUCUAUGAUUUUGACAUGCAAAUUUGCUUGGCUACUGAUCUGAAAAUACUUAUGCUUAAUAGAUGCUGUUAAAACUUUCCUUGGUUUGCAGAAAGAUGAAGGAGUUUUUUACCAUCCUCCUGUAGCGUGAAUACACAAAUCCAUUUAUUUUUGUAUGCAGACAACUAACUUUUCUGUAUCAAAAAGCCUCCAUCAAAAGUCAUCACUGUCAACAGUUUUACCUAUAUGCACCCAGUAGGAGCCUAAGCUCUCACUGCUAUUUCUUAGUUUUCAAUGUAUAUUGAAAAAAACUGCUUCCAAGUGCUGUUAGCACUUGCAGCAAUCCAGUUUUUCCAGAUUAUUUUGAACGCUCCUUAUCACCUUGUAUGCUUCAUAAAUUCUCACUUUUAUUGUGUGCCAUAUACCUCCUUUCCAUACCCCUUCCUUCUGCUUUUUUUUUUCUCUCCUGUUGGUUUUAUACAAGAUUUCUAAGCUUUAACCUUCAAAUUCCCUGUUAGGCCAGAAAAGGGCUGAAUUUUGUCUUUUUUUUCACAGCUACAGAGACACAGAUCUCCUUCAUCUCGUAAACUCUCAGCAGUGAAAUGUCUAUUAAUAAAAAAUGUAUUGCAGCUUUC
Zonotrichia albicollis (white-throated sparrow) is the source of this 1565-nucleotide messenger RNA. The record is from RefSeq and is a predicted model, not a curated record. Lineage: Eukaryota; Metazoa; Chordata; Aves; Passeriformes; Passerellidae.